AUGAACUUCCUGCGACGGAAGUUCUCCUUCACCGAUGAUGAGGGCGAAAUGGACGACAUGACGUCAUCGACGUCUUCUGCAGCUCCGUCGUCUUUUUCGUUCCAGGCGAUUGCUAACAAGGUCUCUAACACUAUAAGGUUCGACUUCUCCAGAUCCCUUGAUAAAAGAAACUUGAGCCUUAAUUAAAAUUCAUGAACGUUCAUAUAGGAGCUUUAAAACCUACCUUUAAGAGUGAAACUGUUUUGCGGUUCGAAACUUGUUUUGCUGUCAUGCAUGUUGCGCAUGCGCACUGGAAAAAAAACUAUAUAAAUUCUUUUUGAAGUAUAUGUCAUGACGUUUAUAAACUGAAUAAUAAUAGUACUACUAGUAGCAUAUAAGAUUUUUUUUCACUUUCGAAAAUUCCGUUCAGAAAGCGACAAAGAAAUUGCCGCAGCAUAAAUCAUUUUGCGCGCGCACUGAAAAUAAAAAGUUAAAAUUCCCAAAAUGCACCAUCAAAAAAUUUGCGCGUAUUGUUGUGAUAUUGCGUCAUCACUAAGAAUAACUGCCGAGAUAAACGCAAGACACUGGCGGUACAUUGACGAGCUCGCAAACAUCUCGCUUUUUUUCUCGCGCCGGUCUCGCAUUUUUCUGGACGCGAGCUCGCAUUUUUCUAGGCGCGAGCUCGCAUUUCUCUCGCAAUUUGUAAAUUUCCGAAAUGCGAGAUAAAUGCGAGAUGGCGCCAAGAAAAAUGCGAGGUCGCGCCGAGAGAAAUGCGAGAGCGCGCCUAGAAAAAAGCGAGAUGUUUGCGAGUUCGUCAAUGUACCGCCACCGACCUCGCGUUUAUCUCGUCAGUUAUUCUUAGUGAUUCCGCAGCUGGGUGACUUUACGAAAAAUCUCUUAUUUUUUUCCAAUUUUUUUCUUUUUUUAUUUAAAUAUUUGUCUUCUUUUGAUAUUCAGUAUAAAAUGGCCGAACAGAAUUAUUUCUAAUCGAGCUGAUAAUAUGCUUAAAGAUCAAUACCACAUAAAGAGUUGCAAUGCAAAUAACGGUUUGAGGUUUCCUCAGUUAGGUUCUCAAGGAGUUUGUUUGCAUGCCCUCAGUAGAGAAAUCCAGUCGAUUUGAGGCUUAAUUUGCAUGUGAAAAAGCUGUGUGCUCGUGUGAAUUGGUACUCGAAGACCUUUUUUUGAAUUGCUUUUUCACCAUAAUGAAGAAUUCAAGGCUUUGGCUUUUUUUCUUUCGGGGGUGUGAGCGAAUAGAACAAGAAAAAUUUUUUUAAAGUUGAGUAUACGGAAUAUUCCAGUGCUCCGACGUCUCCUUCAAGGAGUGGAGAGUCGCUGGCCGCCGCCCUGGAAAAGUCGCUGAGCAGCGACCGGAGCCGUCGUGAACCUUUGGCUGAUGCUCACGUCCUGCUUGUCAUCGACUCACAUCAUGUCGACUGGUUUGGCUUUCACUUUCCUAUCUUUUCCCAUAUCCAAGGUAAUUUUUGUAGAGGAUAAAAAAAAAUUAAUAAAGCAGAUAUUUAGGAAAAUUAUUCGAUUUACACAAAAUUUCGUUUAAAAAAAACAGCAAAUAAAUAAAUAAAGAGCAUCGGCUCAAUUCAAUACUUCCUGCCUUUAUUUCAUGCAAUGAAUCAAUUUUUCGGCGUUGAAAACAGGAACAUUGAUAAAAUGAAAGUCAUAUAUAUAUACAUGUUUUAUUCCUUUUUAAUACUGUAAUUUUAUAAAGCGUGUUCAGGAGCAAGUAUUUUCGGGCAAACGCAGAGUUACCAAUUCGAGUCGAGCAGGUUUCUUCCGAACUGUCUGAUUUGUAAUUUUUCUGUUGUUAGGGAGAUGUUGAUGAGUUAGACGUGAUGUGUACGGAGCACCACUGCGUCGUCGAGAUCCAUCAGCCCGGACGCGACGCCAGGUGAGGAGCUGCACCAGCUUACGAGAUACCCAGCUCUCAGGACGUUCACUCCGUCUGCCCUGUUCGUCGGGGCUGGCGCUAACCGCACGCCACAACUGAAAACUUUGAUCAGAGCGUUCAUUGCCGCCCACGUUCCUUUCAUAAACUCUCACACGUCCGCUAUAGGUUUCCUCGACAAGAACAAUUUGGUUUUUCUGAACUCGUUUAGAAAAUCAAUCAUAAUUCUUUCAGAAGAAGCAACUUAAAAAAAUUACUCUCCCGGAAGGUGGUUCAAUACCGAUGCUUCCAAUUAUUCAUUAUCCUCAUUUCCGAAAGUUUGUGAGUUCGGAUCUAACCUAAAAAUUUCAAAAAGAAGGUUUUUCAGCAACGGACGUCGGCCUUUCCCAUUGUUGUAUCGGUCAACGAAGGCUUCCAAGGCAUCGGCAAGAUCAAAGUAAGGCACCUAAAAAAGGUCGACAUGUUAAAAGUCGUAGGUGAACAACCAAGAAGAGCUGUGCGACGUAGAAGGCAUGUUGCAAAUAAUGGCGAGAGGCAAUACAGAGGUACUCCGUCGCUGAGUUUUCACGUUAGAAGAUUUCCUAGGUGGAAGUGCAGCCCUACAUCGACGUCAAGUACGACUUGCACGUACAAAAAAUCGGCCACGAGUUCAAGACUUUUUUGAGACGAGGAAUAAGCAAACACUGGAAGAGCAACGUCGGAUCUUCGGUACUUGAGCAGAUCCCGACGAGCGACAGGUGGAAGAAUCGGAAAUAUUCGCAAAAGGUUGUGUUGUAGACACAAAAAGUACAUAAAAGUUAUAACGGACCAUGUUGGACCGAUGACCAUUUGCUCAAUUGACGUCCUCGUGUCCAAGGAGAACCGAGAGUUUGUACACGACGUCAAUGACGUCAUAGGUGUGGAUUCGAACUCAACGAGAGGAUAAAGUGAUUUCUAGCGUACUUUGGGGAGUCAGCUGAAGACGACCGGCGAGCUGCAGCAGGUCUUCUGCGAAUGCUGGUCACCCCUCUGAGGUCUUCCCACGAAAAAAACUCCAACGUCGUCUCUCCGACGAGCAAUGGUCAUGCGUCUCGAAGACACGUAGCCGUCGCUUCGCCGUCUUCUGGAGUUCCAGCUGUACCCCGAAAGUCCAUCUGGCCAGAAUGACGUUUUCUAGAUCUAGUUUUUCAGGCCACAAUCAUCCGUGGAACGUCGACCGUCUUCAGAAACGGGACAUCCGAUGAGCAUGACCAAGACGCGGAGCGGAGAACCUUCGGCCAUGGUUCGUGAGCCCUCCAAAGAGUCCAUUUCUUUCACCGACGACACCAUGGGCCAACUCAAGCGGACUUUCGCUGGCUUUUUCGGGGAAACUGCUCCUUGA
Messenger RNA from Caenorhabditis auriculariae, 3239 nucleotides. The record is from the annotation of a GenBank genome assembly. NCBI's taxonomy places the organism in Eukaryota, Metazoa, Nematoda, Chromadorea, Rhabditida, Rhabditidae.